AUGUUUAAACCAAAAAUGAUAGAAAAUCAAAACAAUUUGCAUUGUCAAAAUAAACAUGGCCAACCAGUUCAUUUGGUUGUGCUUGAUCCAAAGCUAGAUAAGAAACAAAGACUUUUAUGCACUGAUUGUAUGGAAAAUUUCGAAUCAGAUGCAAAGACAAUAGGAGUUAAAAAAAUAAUCUAGAUUAUUGAAGAUAAUAUCAAGUAAACUAUGAGCGACUUAGAAGGCAUCACUUAGCAAACAGUUUAAUAACUAUAAAUUUGUAAAAGAAAUAUAUAAGAAUUAAAGGCAUAUUUUAUGAAAUUAUUUGAUUCUUUAAUUAGUAUAGCAGAGGAAUGGACAUAAAAUUUAUUUACCUUAAUAUAAUAAUCAAAAUAAUACAAUUUAUAUGAUGAGUUAGAUAGCUUUAUUAAGAAAUAGAAUAAUAUUAAUGAUUCUAAUAUAACAUUAAUAGAUCUUGGAUGGCUAAACUAUUGAUAAUCUUAAAUUAAUAUAUUUAAGAUAAAGAUAAAGUUAACUUUAAUGAAAUAAAAUAAAAAUUUACUAACAUCAUUUGUUCAAUUCAUCCACAAAAAAGGAAAAUCAGAUUAAAGUUAAUUGAUUAUUCUGUUAAAUAAAGUGUGGGAUGUUAAGAUAUAGUUUUUGAUUCUUCUGGGUCAAUUAUAGUAUCAACUUAAUCGAAAGAUAUUAAAGUAUGGAGCUUUCUAAAUGGAAAAAUUCAAUUAACAAACAUAUUGUAAGGAUUACUAAAUGGAUUUAAUGUUUAGUUUAUAGUAAGAAAUAGAAUUCUUUUGUUUCAGGUGACACGACCAUAAGAUGCUGGAAAUAAUAGGACUCAAGUGAUUGGAUAAGUUCAUAACCUUAUAAAAAACAUAAAGAUUUGUAAUUUGUCUCUUAUUGAAUUUAAAUGAGGAUUUACUAUUUUCUGGAAGUGAUGAUAAAUCAAUUAAAGUAUGGAAGGUUGAUUUUGAUAAAAAAUAUUGACAUACAUUUAUUAUUAUAUCAACAUUAUAAUGAAGUUUUGGCGUUAAGUUUAAAUUAAUCAGAAACAUUAUUAGUUUCAUGUGCAGGUGAUGAUAAUGAAAUAAUUAUUGGGAAAGAAGAGAACAAGUUAAGUAUGAAUUCAAAAAUUUUGUUAUAAUAGAUGAAAUUUAUAAUAUUGAGGGUAUUAAGUAUAAUAAAAUAUAUAAUGAUGAUGGUUAUAAAUUAGUUUGA
This is a messenger RNA of Paramecium pentaurelia, 1215 nucleotides long. The record is from the annotation of a GenBank genome assembly. Lineage: Eukaryota; Ciliophora; Oligohymenophorea; Peniculida; Parameciidae.